This is a messenger RNA of Triticum turgidum subsp. durum (durum wheat), 1401 nucleotides long. The record is from the annotation of a GenBank genome assembly. Lineage: Eukaryota; Viridiplantae; Streptophyta; Magnoliopsida; Poales; Poaceae.
AUGGGGAGAAAGUUGCCCCCUUUUGCCCCGGCCGUGGUGUCGACGCAGACGGCGGCCGGAAGGAAACGCAAAACAGCCUCCUUGGCUCCGCUCACCCCCCGGAAGCGCUGGGUGCGGGCAAGCGGUGGCUGGGCGUCUCUGCCCAUCGACAUAAUCUGCCUCAUUCUCCGGCAGCUCGUCGCCAUCGGCGGCGGCGGCGACGUUGUGGACUACAUCGCCUUCCGCGCCGUCUGCUUCGGCUGGCGCGCCUGCACGCCCACGCCGCGUGACCCCACACUGCGGGAUCCGCGCCUCCGGCCGCGCGCCUGGGUUGCGCUGUGCGACGGUGACGCGGUACGCCCGGACGACGCCUGCGAGAUCCCCUUCUUCCACACGCGCACGGCCAGGUGCAUCCGCGUUCGCCUGCCAGAGCUCCGACGCCACAGAAUCGUCGGCUUCACCGACGGCCUCGUCAUCCUCCUGCACAAGAGCACCACCGCUGUCCGCGUGCUUCACCCCUUCACGCUUGUCGCCGUUGACCUCCCGCCCCUCGCCGCCGUGUACCGCGAGGUGAUCGGGCCAAAGAAGCACCAUCUGCUUGAAAUGAAUGCUGUGGUAUGCAGCAGCGCGACCUCCGCGAACUCCAUCGCUGUCAUGGUCUGGUUCCACUCGGCAAGGGUGGUGCUCGUCGCGGAGCCAGGUUCAGACUGGAAGGUACUCCAUCGAGGGAUUUAUGUUCGGAGCAUGCUGCAAUUCCAAGGAAGGCUCUACGCCACCUUCUCGGCUUCAAAAGAGAUCGUGCAGCUAUAUCCACCGAGACAACCACGGCUUGAGAAUUCGCUGGUGGUUGCUCGUAUUCCAGAUAUAUUUGGUGAGCACAUUUUCUGUCAGUUUUUCCUGGUGGAGUCUGGUGGACGAAUGCUGCUCGUUGUACAGUAUCCCCCUGGUCAUGGAAGAAAGAUGGAAUGGUCACGACAAGUAGGCUUCAGGCUCUAUGCAGUGGAUUUGUGCAGCAAAGGCAUUGGUAACUUGAUUCCGGUGAGCUGCCUAGGUGAUCGUGCGUUGUUUCUCAACAGCGAUCGAUGCCUGGCUGUUUCGGCCAGGGACCUCCCUUCUCUGAGCAGCAACUCCAUCUACUUCUCUUUACCGGACAGCCCUGUUGUGGUGCACUCAUUGAGGACUGGAUUGUCGGAGCAGUUGGCGGAGCACUGCCAAAUACACAACUCGGUGGAUAGGAUCCGCCCCUCUGUGCGCCCAUUUAGCAUUGUUGAUCAUCUUCUCACCUACUGCCAUCCUUCUCACUGGACUGAAGGACUCAUGUUUCAUGAGUACCAUCAUAUACCUGAUUCUUUCAAGGAAUUGAGGAAGAACAUCCAGGCAAAAGAUUCACGACUGCGGAUUCCGCGCAUCAUGGGCCAGUGA